Molecule: messenger RNA, 306 nt
Organism: Lactuca saligna
Lineage: Eukaryota; Viridiplantae; Streptophyta; Magnoliopsida; Asterales; Asteraceae
Source: the annotation of a GenBank genome assembly
AUGUAUCCAUUGUUUCAGAAUUGGAAAAGUAUUGAAUCUGUCUCCUUAAAUCAAGUGCCUUUGGAAUCAGAUGAUGUUGUACAGUCUGUUCAAAAGGAUGUCAUCUCACAAACAGAUGAAAGCUUUACACCAUCAACAGUUAAUAAAUCAACCGCAACAACACCGGGCAAAAUAUCAACUGAUUUGAAGCGCAACCUCCAAGACAUUUAUGACGUUAAUUCUGGAGAUGAUUUAAGUUCAACUAAGGCUAAAAGAAAAUCAAUCGGAGAUGAAACUCCACUCUUAAUUCCAAAAGUCGAGAAGUGA